This is a messenger RNA of Lampris incognitus (smalleye Pacific opah), 729 nucleotides long. Its product is annotated as R-spondin-3-like. NCBI's taxonomy places the organism in Eukaryota, Metazoa, Chordata, Actinopteri, Lampriformes, Lampridae. The coding region runs from base 1 to 729 and encodes 242 amino acids. The transcript is spliced from 5 exons. The record is from RefSeq and is a predicted model, not a curated record.
AUGGAUCUUAUAAAAGCCCAAGAUCAAGCAAAGAUCCUGCGAGGCAGACGUAGCUCUGUCGUAACUCGGCUGUGUCAGGCGGGUUGUGUGACUUGCUCAGCCCUGAAUGGCUGUCUGUCCUGUAAGCCACGACUCUUCUUUCACUUGGAACUGGAUGGGAUGAGGCAGCGGGGGGUUUGUCUGUCCUCUUGUCCACACGGUCACUACGGCAUGCGCACUCCACCGAUCAACAUAUGCACCAGGUGCACGGAGGACUGUGCUUCUUGCUUUAACAAAAAUUUCUGCACACGUUGUCAUCCUGGCCACUUCUUGUUCCGAGGAAGGUGUGAAGAGCACUGUCCUGAGGGUCUGACUCCGAACACCUCGUUGCGAGAGUGCACUGAGUGUCCUGUAGACUGUGAGUUGUGUGUCAAGAGGAACACCUGUAACAGGUGUAGAGCAGACCUAUACUUCCUCCACGGCCAGUGCCAUCAGUCAUGCCCAAAGGGAUUUGAGCCUGAUGUACAGCUUAUGGAGUGCACUCCGCAAGUGCACUGUGAGGUCGGAGAGUGGGGAGAGUGGAGUCCAUGUGUUCACAAAGGAAGUGUCCGUGCCUACCGGAAAGGAAAGGUGACGCGCACACGGGAAAUCCUGCAAUUGCCAAGUUUGCUUGGAGACUCCUGCCCCCACAUCUCAGAGAGAAAGAAAUGUUUAAUCAAAAAGCAACCAAGACUAAGCAGGCUACAGUAA